UGGCGUCACUUCCGGCCGGGCCCCAGCUGGCGGCGGCGGCGGUGGCCGAGCGGGCGAGAGGCCGAGGGGACCCGGCAGCGGAGCGUGAGGACCAGACACCCCCGCGAUGACCAGUUCCCCCGUCUCCAGAGUCGUCUACAACGGCAAGAGGAACAGUAGCCCCCGCUCUCCCCCCAGCAGCAGCGAGAUCUUCACCCCAGCCCACGAGGAGAAUGUGCGCUUCAUUUAUGAAGCCUGGCAGGGAGUGGAGCGAGACCUGCGGAGCCAGAUGUCGGGCAGCGAGCGGGGCCUGGUGGAGGAGUACGUGGAGAAGGUCCCCAACCCCAGUCUGAAGACCUUCAAGCCCAUCGACCUGGGUGACCUGAAGCGCCGGAGCACGCCUGACGCCAAGAAGUCCUGAAGCCGGUGUUCCCUCCCCACCCCCCCACCCCCCUGCCUCUGGGAGAACCGGGUGCCACCCGAUGUUGGUCUCCCGUGGGCUCAGUUCCUGGGAGGGGGAGGGGCCGUGUGCCCAGGGGGCUGUCAACCCCAGGACCGGGAGGGGCACGAUUGGUGGCCAAGGCCUGCCCUUCCUCCCUGAGCCCCCUCCUUUCCUCCUAGGGGGUCUCGAGCUGCCCCUGCCCCUGGGCGGGUCUGGGCCCUGCCAGCCCCUGCUCUCCCUGUAGUUGUCUCCUCGGAGCUGCCUGCCCCCACCCCAGGGCCUCGGCUCUGACUCCCCUCCACCUCCCGUCACCUUCCAUUGCCCCCACCCCCUGCCCCCCGGCCACUUCCAAGGUCACGAGGGAGACCUGGGGGGCCUGUGCCGUCUCCCAGGCUGGUGGUACUGGGCUGGCCUUGGCCCUGAAGUGGCCAGGAGGCAGGACAACGGUGGCCCUUCCAUACCUGUUGUAAUCCCUAUCAACUCCUGCUGCUUCUCUGGCCUGGACACGUUGGGGAGCAUCUAAUUCUUCACCCCACUGUCCAGACUGGCCCUGUCCUUCCCUGCAUCAGCUUCGGGUUGGCACCAGCCCUCUGGGCCUGGGAUGUUGCGAGCACCCGCUCAAAAGGGGUCCUGGGCAACCAGGCCUAGCCCCUUGUUGUCUGUGGCUCUGUGGCCACAGCAGCCCCCUUGGGCAGGGGUAUGAGGCUGGCCUUGGCCCUGUGCUGUGUGCUGGGACGGUCACCAGGGCCCCCCUUUCUUCCUAUGCUCUCCAAAAGCGAAGUGUCUGUGACUGAAGCCCAAGGACCAGUGAAUAAAGGCGGGUGGCGCUGGAUCGGCCCCCCUUGGUCUGUCAGGCCCCUGUCCCAGCAGCCCACGCGGGGCUGGAGGUCCAAGGUCACGGUCCGGGCGCCAGAAUCCAGAAAUUUCAUCUGAUCCCUGGGAUCCUCUAGGGGGGGUUCAGGCCUCCUGGGGGGCCGUGGGAGGUGGACGUGGGGCUUUCUGGAGGAGAGAUCGGUUGGGGUGGCUCUAUGCUCUUCAGGGGACCAUCCUCUUAAGGGCAGGGCCCUGCAGGCAGCAGCCUCCCUCUGCAGCCCUGAACCUCCGUGCUGGACCCCGGAGGGAAGUGGCUUCGCUGCUGUUCAGAUGAAGGGGUGGCCGUUGAGCCCCGAGAGAGACCCAAGUGCACUUGACCUUCAAACCUGGAAAGCCCUGGCAGGCCAGGCCCAGAUAAGCCAAACUGGAAUUUAUUUUGGGAACACUGUUUCCUGGAAGAGUAUUCUGGGGCCCUACAGGUGGCUCCAGGAGGCAUCUUCUCCGGUGGGGGGAGGGGGGCUCCCCGGGGAAGGGGCACAGGAAGGACAGGUCAUGCAAUAAACAGCCGCCUUGGCUCGCUGCCAGUGGGCGCUGGCUGGUGCCAGGCCCUGAGCCAAGCCUCUAA
This is a messenger RNA of Lynx canadensis (Canada lynx), 1859 nucleotides long. RefSeq names its product MAPK regulated corepressor interacting protein 1 (gene MCRIP1). Bases 107 to 400 code for a protein of 97 amino acids. The transcript is spliced from 5 exons. The record is from RefSeq and is a predicted model, not a curated record. NCBI's taxonomy places the organism in Eukaryota, Metazoa, Chordata, Mammalia, Carnivora, Felidae.